This is a messenger RNA of Metarhizium brunneum ARSEF 3297, 1044 nucleotides long. It is a transcript of the gene sua7, whose product is annotated as Transcription initiation factor IIB. Gene Ontology annotation, molecular function: TBP-class protein binding; RNA polymerase II general transcription initiation factor activity. The record is from RefSeq and is a predicted model, not a curated record. Gene Ontology annotation, cellular component: nucleus; transcription preinitiation complex. Gene Ontology annotation, biological process: transcription initiation at RNA polymerase II promoter; transcription preinitiation complex assembly. NCBI's taxonomy places the organism in Eukaryota, Fungi, Ascomycota, Sordariomycetes, Hypocreales, Clavicipitaceae.
AUGUUUCCCCCAGGAGGAGACGCGAAUGGCGGAGGCUACCAAGAAGACCUGAACAACAUCCUUUGUUGUCCAGACUGCAAAGAGAUCCCGCCCAACCUAGUGGAAGAGUUCUCCAGCGGUGAUAUGGUGUGCCAGAGCUGUGGUGUUGUCGUCGGCACCCGUAUCAUCGACACGCGGUCGGAAUGGCGUACCUUUGCCAACGACGAUCAUGGUGGCGAUGAUCCCAGCCGUGUCGGCGGUCCGCAGGAUGAGUUCGUGGAAGGCGAACAGCUUGCGACGACUGUCGCCUUCUCCGAGUCUAAGGCACACAAGGCUCUCUCGCGGACCCAGAACAACGCCAACCAGGAUAAGGCGCAGAAGGGAUUGAUGCAGGCCUACAAAGAGAUUGUUUCGCUCUGUGAAGCCAUCAACAUGGGCCAAAACGUCUCCAACGCUGCCAAGCACAUUUUCAAACUCGUCGACAAGCACAAGUUCAUGAAGGGCAAGCCUCAGGAAGCUGUGAUUGCCGGAUGCAUCUUCAUCGCCUGUCGGCAGAACAACGUACCGCGAACGUUUCGUGAAAUCUUCAACCUCACCAGUGUCAGCAAGAAGGAAGUCGGCCGCGUCUUCAAGCAGCUGCAAAAGUUUCUCCAAAAGCUGCAGGAUACCGAGGGCGAGGGCGCGACGGGCUUGAACACUGUGACCAAUUACGAAAAUACCUCUGUUGGUGCCGAAGAUCUUUGCAGCCGGUACGUGUCGCAACUCGGCUUCAAGAACCAGCAAAAGAUUUCCAAGAUUUCCCGAGACUUGGCGGAGAAGGCAAACGACAUCUCGGCGCUUGCUGGACGAUCUCCCCUCUCCGUGGCUGCCGCGUGCAUCUAUAUGGCUUGUCAUCUUGUCGGCGAACCUCGCUCAUCGCUUCCUAUUGCGAAGCAAGCGGGUGUUAGUGACGGCACUGUGAAGACAGCCUAUAAGCAUCUUUUUGCCGCCCGUGAGCAGCUCAUUAAAAAGGAAUGGCUUGAGGAUGGUGGUAGUAUGGACAACAUCCCCCAGGUGCAGGCAUAA